This is a messenger RNA of Cyphellophora attinorum, 1608 nucleotides long. RefSeq lists its product as uncharacterized. Bases 1 to 1608 code for a protein of 535 amino acids. Gene Ontology annotation, molecular function: FAD binding; monooxygenase activity. The transcript has a single exon. The record is from RefSeq and is a predicted model, not a curated record. Lineage: Eukaryota; Fungi; Ascomycota; Eurotiomycetes; Chaetothyriales; Cyphellophoraceae.
AUGGGCGAUGCUGCCGACCACCCACUUCGACAGCAGCCAGGUGCCAGGACUGGGGGGACGAAUACUUUCCCGAAAACCGUAGCCAUCAUCGGCGCCUCCAUCUCAGGCCUCUCACUCGCCCUCGCCCUCUUGCACGCCAACCUCUUCCGCCCAGAAGAUAUCACUAUCUAUGACCUCCGCCCGAACCCAUCCUCGUCCUUAACUACACCUCCGCCCUCCACGGAAUCUGGCUUCGACCCCAGCACCACCGCAUCCGGCGUAAUCCUGACGCCCAACGGCCUUGCAGUCCUUUCCAACCUCGGCGUCCUCCCACGGAUAAAAUCCCGCUGCUGGACGGCAACGCACCGCACUUUCCGUUCCGACCCAGGCGACGCCCUGGUGAAGAAGGUGCGUAUCAGUGGAGAGGAAGCUGGGUAUGGAUUCGAGAACCAUCGUGUAUGGAGAAGUGUGCUUGUUGAGGAGUUGUUGCGGAUGGUUGAGGAGGCUGCGAUUCGGGUAAGAUGGGGUCGAAAGUUUGAGGGAGUUGUCCCGGAAAGCGAACGAGUCGACGGUGGGAGUAAAGCUGGCGUGUCGGGCGCUGUGCGUUUCCGCGUCACUCAUAGAAAUCCCACAUCUCCCGAGAGGUCUCACUCACGCAUUAUCAGCGCAGACCUCCUCGUCGGCGCAGACGGGAUCUACAGCGUCGUCCGCAAGCACCUCGACCCAACUGCCCAGCCUGUAUACACCGGCACGACUGGCGUUCUUGCACAUAUUCGCUGGGACGACGUCGACUGGCCAAUGGUCACCUCUCCGAACAGCCCAGAUCCACACCCCUAUGAGCGGCAAUGCACCCUCCAGGGCACGUCAGGCGCGCUUUUCUGGCUGCCAGAGGAUGCUGCGGGAAGUGUUGUCAUGACUGGGAAGCAGACGCGCAUGACUGAGCCCAAGCCUGCUGAUCUGGGUAGUGUGACCAGUCAGCGCGAGGCGUGGGAGCGCCUCUCCCAGGAUAAGCACUUUCUCUGUGAGUUCUAUCGCGAAGGUUAUGAGCAGUGGGGCGCGACUGGCAGGAAGAUUAUCGAUGCGGUUUGCGAUGAAGAGAAGGGCAGGGGAACGCUGUACUUGUGGCCGUUCAUGCGGAUGGAGAGGUUGCAGCGGUGGUGGGUUAGUACUCCCGCGGCAGACUUGCGCGAUGGCAAUCGCGAUAAUGCCGCAGAGCCAGCUACACCAGCGCCAGCAGGCACCAUUCUAACAUUGGGUGACGCCGCACACGCCCUCCCACCAUCAUCGGGACAAGGUGUCAACCAAACUCUCGAAGACGUUUGGGUACUCACCCGCCUCCUAGCACUGGUCAAGCAAGAUCAGGCAUCGGGAAAGACGAUGCAGCAAGCCCUUACCUUCUGGCAGGAAGUCAGACAGGAGCGGAUCGAUGAAGUGUACGACUGGGCGACGAACGCGACGAAUGUGAGUCGGCUGCCAAAGGAUGAGCGGGAGAAGACGCUAAUCGACGACGCGGUCAAGCAGCGAGAGAAAGGUGAGGGACAGAGCAAGAAGGUCGGAUUGGGUGUUGACGAUAUGAGGUGGUUGUAUGUGCCGGGUUGGGAUGAGGUUAUUGAGCGUUGGGCCAAGUAG